CCACAAUAUACAUAACCUUAAAAUGUCUGUACCGCAAAGCGCAAACUUUCUCUAAGGGCGAGCUCUGUGCCCAUUGGCUAUUAAUUGUAAUUAUAACAAGUUUCCAAGAAUUUUAAUUAUCACAUAAAAAUGUAAUUAUCCUUAGCAUUAAGCAAAAUGUAUCAUCAGUGGCAUCUAGGUAACCUAGUCAAUAAGGUGCUUUAAGCUAAAUCUUAUCUUAUCAGUUCUAAAUAUUGCUCCAAAAUCGGUUAAUGCAAAUAAAACUGUUCAAAAGUUGCAAGUUUCAUCAAUUUCUCUCAUUACGCAACGCUAUGGAUAUAAAAACGUUUAUAUUCCUCGACUGUGAAACGACAGGACUGCCCUUUCAAGAGAGCAACAAAACUCGCAUCACCGAGUUGUGUUUUGUCGCAGUUCAGAGCGACCAUAUCAGUUUGGGUGUGUUUCCGAGAAUUCAAAAUAAGUUGAACUUUUGCUUCAAUCCAAGGAAAUUCAUAAGUACCGAAGCGUCACGAAUCACCGGUCUGACGAACGAGCUCUUGGAACACCAAACCGAGUUUGAUGUGUCGUGUUUUAGCGUAAUGCGGGAGUUUUUAAACGCCAAUAGGAAACCGAUCUGUUUGGUUGCACAUAACGGCAACAAAUUCGAUUAUCCUAUUCUAAAAGCGGAAAUAUACAAGACUGGUAACGAAAUGGCGAGCGAUGUGUUGUGCAUUGAUUCAUUGGUAGCGUUUCGUAAUCUUCACGAGAAUUCGAUGAAAAGAACUGCAUUGCCUGAACCUGUUAGUCAAGUACCUUGGGAGCUCAAUGAUGGAUUUGACGAUAUUUUAGGCGAUGUAGUUGACAAUAUUGAUUUACAGACAUCCUCACAGCCCAAACUAACGGUAGCAGAAAUUCAGAAGAUCAAUGAAACAACGCCAGUCAAAAACGUAGGUGGUUUUAAGUUUAGAGCAGUAAAACGGAAAAAAAUCUUUACAGAAAAGUUGAGUUUUUCAUUGGGCAAUCUGUAUCAACGCCUGACUUCUAAAGCACCGGUUGAUGCCCAUCGAGCAGAAUGUGAUGUAAAUAUGUUGAUAGAAUGUGCUGCAACAGUCGGGCAGCCAUUCGUGGAUUGGUGUAAUGAGAACGCCCAGCAGUUCUGUGAUAUUCCAAUGAUGGUACCGGGAAAACCUAUUGGGAGCUAACAUGUACUUAUUUUUUAGUCUUAUACUUUUACUAUAUUUUGUAAUACUGUUAUUUAACAUUUUUUAUAUUGUGACCUUUUAUAUUUUUUAUUAUAGUUUGUUAAUGUCGUGAAAUAAUUGUAUGUAAAUAGUUAAGGAAUGAAAUACAGU
Messenger RNA from Photinus pyralis (common eastern firefly), 1331 nucleotides. RefSeq names its product three-prime repair exonuclease 1. Lineage: Eukaryota; Metazoa; Arthropoda; Insecta; Coleoptera; Lampyridae. Gene Ontology annotation, molecular function: 3'-5'-DNA exonuclease activity; nucleic acid binding. Gene Ontology annotation, cellular component: cytoplasm. The transcript is spliced from 2 exons. Gene Ontology annotation, biological process: DNA catabolic process. Bases 252 to 1181 code for a protein of 309 amino acids. The record is from RefSeq and is a predicted model, not a curated record.